Molecule: messenger RNA, 2984 nt
Organism: Procambarus clarkii (red swamp crayfish)
Lineage: Eukaryota; Metazoa; Arthropoda; Malacostraca; Decapoda; Cambaridae
Product: motile sperm domain-containing protein 2
Cellular component (GO): endoplasmic reticulum-endosome membrane contact site; endomembrane system
Source: RefSeq, a predicted model, not a curated record
GCACAUAAUGGGCUCAGGGACUGAACCCCACAAAUCAUUUAGCUAAACAAGUUAUAAUCUUGAUGAGCUAGUUACAAGAUUCAAUGCACUGAUUGGCAGUUAUUGUUUAUUGUUGUUGUGAUUAGCGAGGUUACUGUGAGGGGAAGGGCGAUCAGCUGGUGAGAGAGACGGGUACGGGAGACACUUAAGGGGGAGAUCUUCCUCCUGUCUUAUCCUUAUCAUGGCUAUUACUGCUGCUGCUCUUUAACCACCAGGCCAAGAUAACGAGGGAGAGGUUAUCUUACGAGUCAAAGGUACAACUUCUCGGCAUAAGGUAAAAUGAGUUCAGUACCUCCCGAACCAACGAAAGCUGAAAUAGACCAACUUCGAAGUGCUGCACUGCAGAAGGUUGACUCUGAGGGUUUGGUAUUCGAUCCCCAAGAUGUAAACAGAAUACGUAAUGAUGACAAAUACAUUAGACGAUUUUUGAUGCAUCACGACAAUGACCAGAAGUUGGCCUUGGAGAUGGUGAUGGAAACCCUCAAGUGGAGAUAUGAAAACCAGUGCAAUACAAUUACUGUGGAGAGUAUACCACCAGAGUUCUUUGCAAAAGGUGCCAUGUAUGCACAUAAUCGUGAUAAGGAUGGGUGCAAGAUGUUGAUAUUUGCAGUACGUCACCAUCAGAAAGGCGUUCUUGACAUGGACUUGCUCAAAAAGUUCUUUAUAUACUGGCUUGAAAGGCUGGAAAGAGAGGAAAAUGGAGAAUGGAUAACUGUGUUCUUUGACAUGUGUGAUACUGGAAUGAAGAAUAUGGAUAUGGAGUUUAUUCAGUAUAUGAUUACCCUUUUCAAGAAUUAUUAUCCUUGGUUCCUUAACUACAUCAUCGUGUUUGAGAUGCCAUGGUUGCUGAGCGCUAUGUGGAAAAUUAUUAGGACGUGGCUGCCUCCAAAAUCAAUAGAGAAGAUCAAAUUUGUUGACAAGAAGUCAAUACAGGACUUUGUGGACCUAGACCAGUGUCUGGCCAGCUGGGGCGGCACUGACAACUACGAGUACCAGUUUGAGCCAGAGUUUAUUCCAGGGGAUGAACCCACCUCCAAUGGUGACUUAGAGUCCCGCAAAGUUCAUUUUGCGGAAGGAAGUGCCUUGCCACCACUCUCGCCAUUGAAGGGUAAACUACAGGGUCAACGGGUAGCUGCAACCAAUGGAGGUGUGAUGAUAGAAAUUGAACCAAGCGAAGGGCUGAUGUUUAGUAAUUGUCGCAUUGGUGCUACAGCAAAUAUAGUACUGACCAAUCCUACUGCUUCCCCUGUAGCUUUCAAGAUAAAGACUACAUCUCCAGAGAAGUAUCGUGUACGUCCUUCAGUAGGUAUUCUGGAGGCUGGCAUACAACUGGAGAUUAGUGUAACUGUGAGUGAACAGUUGGCACCUUCAGCUCUAGUUCGUGACAAGUUUCUUGUGAUGGGAGCUCCAGCGUCCUCAAGUAACCUCAGCUCUCAGGAAAUUUCUCAGUUAUUUAAGAAUAUUGCUAAAGAGGAACUCUUUGAGACACGUCUACGGGUUGGCGUCUCUGCUGCAGAUGCUGCCUCUGAUGCCUUGACAACUUCCGCUUUAAAAUCAUCAUCAGUCUCUCCUGAGCUCUUGUCAAAGAUCGAUCAGCUUCUUCAUCGCCAGUCUGCCGUAGAAGAGCAACUUCGUACAGCCAAGAAAUUCGUCUUCAUUACGCUCAUUGUGAUGAUUGGGAUCCUCAUUUUUGUAGUCAUGGCAACCAACAAUAUGACCUCUAGUCUUCUUCUGUACACUACAAACAGGCGUAGUGCCAGCACAAUGCAAGGUGAAACUAUACAUAAUGAGCAGGAAAAUAAUGUCGAGUUAUAGCAUCUUUCUAGUGGGUAUACUGUAAGGGAAAUUUGCUUCACCUUGAAUGAUAUCGGAUAUUAUUUUCAGUGUGUGAUGUAAACUCGUAAGCUCCUCCAGUGCAUCUUUAGUUUUUGAUUUGAUGCUGCGUGUAAACUUGGUGUAAAUUUGCAACUUCGAUCAAUUAGUCAUUUUCUAUACAUAUAAAUUCUGGUACAUAAUGGAGCACUGAAGGUGUAUAAAUGUGUUAUGUGGAUUAUGUGCAUAUAUACCGGAUAAUAUAAAUAAAUCUUAAAAAAAAAGUGUGUACUGUAUUAUUAUAUAUAAUAUACAGUACUCUAUACUCUACAAUAUAUUAUAUACUCUAAUAUAUGGAACAUUAUCUUAUAAUAAAGUAAUAUAUGUUGUAAUAUUAUAUAUAAUAAUAACUUCUAUUGUAGUGGAUAUCUUUAUUUUACUAUAUUCAAAAUUAAUUGGCUGUUUAACAUGCACAAUUAUUUUUUUCUGCUGACUGUACCACAUUUAGUUUUUUGUGUUAUAUCUUCAAAAUGAAAUGAUGAGAAACACAUUGUUAAAAGUUGUAGAAGUAGAUUAUAUGAUGUAGUGUAGAUUAUAACAAUUGGUCUCUUGUUGAAAGAGAUUGCUAUACCAUCAAUAGAGUAGUGCUUAGUAAUACUAAGUACUGAUUAGUAGAUACCAUCUGCUUAGUGCGAGAGACUUGAAAAUUGUAAUAUGGAUUGCAGUCGUAUAGUAAUUUGCAAUUAUAGAACUGGGUGUAGUUUGACUAUUGGCAUAUUCAACAGUAAAUCCACACAUUUUGUCAUUCCAUUGUUUUUACAUUCAGUAUUUAUUUUUGCCAACAAAGCAUUAAAAAAAAAAAAAUUUUUCAAAGAUACCAAAAAAUUUGUAAUGAAACUUUAGUUGAUGUGCUAUGAAGGAAACCUUGCAUCAUUGAAAAACUAUAAAGUACAAUUAGGGCCAGGAUUCAACGAGCAUUUAUGCAUCUCUUUGUGAACCUGUACAUGUUUUCUCAAUUUUUGGUGGCUUUGGACUUCCAGGACGAGCGUGUGUCUUGCUUUCCGACCGUCCCUCGCGGUCACUUGUCCCUCGAUAGUAUUCUAGGGGAAUUGGAUACUUUUGAUAUCGUUCGC